AUGGCCCGACAGCUGAUUUGUUGCUUAGUGCUGAUGCUUUUAACUCCUGGAGUGAUCGGUGCUGUGACGCUGGGCGCUUUUGGGGCUGAUGACUUGGUGAAGCAGCUCCGGUCGUCCAUCUUCGUCGAGACAGCGUUCUUAGAAGAGCGCCCACCGGUGACGCGGUGUUCCUCCUUGGAUGGUCCCAGUUGCCUUCACUUAAUGUUGGAUUCUCAGGUGUCCCUAGACGGUCCAGGUGUUAUUCCAGAGAGACUCCUUCACGACUUGGGAGCUGCAGAGGGAAUGGACUUUGUGACCCCAGAGUACUUCACAUUGGAAGAACUUGUACGCAUGGGUCAGGCAACACAGAGCCGAAGCUCAGCUGAAGCCUUGCUGGUGGGAGACGAGGCCAAGGACUACUUGCUCAGUGGUCGGAACAAGACGUCUGUAGGACUUCUGCACUUCGCUGGUGCCGCACUGGACCGGCGUUUGCCAUUGACCUUCUCGCUUGGACUGCCCAAAGACCUGGUGGCCACUUGGGAUGGCCGCUGGAUCGCGCGUGAUGGUAGCACCAAGCAUGUGGCCAGCCUGCCUUCUCCGGAUGGCGAACUUCCCGUCUUGUCUCAGAACGCCGGUUUGGUUCGAAAGCCAGGUGGCGGAAGCCUGCAACUCUCAGUCUCAGCUGAGUUGGCAGGCUCUUUGGGAUAUCUCCGCUUCUCGCGACCGGUCACUGUGCGCUCCCUCUUCGUUCACUGGGUUGCAGAUCGAAAUGCUCCAAGGGCCAUUGUGGCAGGUCGUUUGGGUCUGCAAAAUAUGUGGAACAGCCAUUUGGAUCCUCAGCAAUUGGAGUCCGUAGAGGGAUGGGUUGACAUUGCUGGAAACCCCUUGGCACAGGUGGAUGAAUUGGUCUUCAUGGCCGCAAAGGGACUUCAGAUUAGUGCUGUCCAGAUUGCAAGCACUGAAGGAACAGAGGAAGAGGAGCGAACCGUCCUGAUGCUACAGCCCUUUGAGUCUCCAACUCAACAGAAUGAGACGGAUGAGAGCCAGCCGCAGCCGCAGCCACAUUUCAUCGCCUCGUUGCAGAGGCUGAGAGCGGAUGCUGCACCCUUCGUCGCCACGUUGCAAGAGGUGGUCGACCACAAUCUGCGGCUGCGUAUGCUUGCACCUUCGAGAGCUCUUGGAGGGGUGCGGGGCGACCAGAUACCUGGCUUGCUUUCGAUACCCUCCUCUGACAAUGGAGCUCGGCUGACAGAGGAAGCACUGAGCUUCAAAUUGGCCGCGUCGCAAAACGAAGUCCUGUUUUCUCGCGGUUUCCUCACAGACAUUGCCGCGAACGAUGCCAGAAAUAUGAUUGCUGGCUUCUCCAAAGUGCCUGAAGGUGUUUUGCCCGAAGAUCUGCGUCGGCAGCUGACCACAGAAUCGCCCGAGCUGGCAGAGACAGUGCUGCAGCACGUGCGCAGGGGUGGAUGGAAACGCAGCACCCCCUCGACCUUGCCGCAGGAGGGUUCAGAGGAUGCGGUGAAGAAGUACAUGACUGCCAAGCGCCAGCAGAUGCAGUUAGAUUUGUUGGCAGUCAGUCAGCUCUUUUUUGCCACCGAGGAGUACCAGGAUGUGGUGAUGUCGCCUUUGGUGCUGCCCUUUGAACUGGUGGUGGCUGGACUUCUUUGGUCAUUGGCAGUGGUUUUGCUGUUGGGUGGGGCUUCAGCAGUCGCAGUGUGGGACUGCGCGCAGUUGAUCAAGACCAAACGAAUUCAGUGGCACCGGCAGAAGGGGUUAGAAGACGCCGCUGCGGCAUGUGAGCCAAGCAAGGACUCCGAUGCUUUGGUGAAGGACCUGUCGCAAGUUGAAGGGCCCGCUGACUGUUCCGUAGAAGCGGAGAAGCCAGUGACAGUUGAGGACUUGCAGCUGCGCAUGGAGGAGCUCCAAGCGAAGCAUCAGGAAGAGUUGCGAGAGAAGGACCUGAAGUUGGAGGAGAUGCAGAAAGAGUUAGAGGAAAAGAAGGCUGAGGGCCUUGAACUUUGGGAAGAUGCAAAGAAGCAGAGGAGGGAAGCGAACCGCUUACAAUCCUUUGCCAUUUCAGCGACAAACUCGCUGAGAAAGAUGCAGCGGGAGGUCAACCGGCUCCAGAAAGUCAUUGCCCAGCAGAAAACGAAGUAUACAGAGCUCCAGGAAAGCCAGCGAGCUCGACGGGAGGGGCUGCUGCUACGGGAGCUGGAUCUCAGCAACCGAGAGGCCGAAGUCUCCCAACUGGCCCAAGCAGAGCAGGAAGAGUUGGCGCAGCUCCGCGAGUGGCUGUCCGCGCCGAGCUCCGGCGCCAAAGACGAGCACCGGCAGAUUGCGGGACUGCGUGACGAAGUGAAGGAGUGGAAGUCCACCUACAAGAAAGACAAGGCAAGUUGGAUGCGUGCUAUUUGUGAGCUGACAAAGCAGCGAGAUCAACAUGUAGCACGAGCAGAUGUCCUUGCCAAACAGUUGGGGCAAUGGCGUGAGAUUUUUCAGGAGACAGAUCUCUUGGAACUGGAGCACCAGGAUUGGGAGCAGGAUGAGCUUGGCACCAAGCAGGAUGAGUCCUGCCAGAACUCUCCGCAGGUCUUUUACAUUUCAUCGCCUCGGAGCGAGGCACGAUCCAGCAGUGAUUAG
Durusdinium trenchii is the source of this 2619-nucleotide messenger RNA. Lineage: Eukaryota; Dinophyceae; Suessiales; Symbiodiniaceae. The record is from the annotation of a GenBank genome assembly.